AUGCUGAAUCUCAAAGGAAAAGUCGCAGUAGUCAUUGGUCUUGGCCAAACCGGCACGGACGGCUGGGGCAUCGGCGCUGCAUGUGCGGUCGCUCUUGCGCAGCAAGGGGCUGUUAUCUUCGGUGGCAAUAGAUCGCUGCCAUCCACGGCCAAGACAACAGAAACUAUCGCGAGCAAAGGCGGACAAUGCGAUGUCAUGGUUGUCGACGCGACCUCGUCGGAUUCUGUAAAGGCGCUUGUCGAUGCUUGCGUGACGAAACACGGGCGCAUAGAUAUCCUCAUCGCCAACGUUGGACAGUCUCAGCCAGGAUGCCCGGCUACAAUGUCCGAGUCGACGUGGGACUCGCAAAUGGAUAUCAAUCUGAAGAGUGUCUACCUGGCCUGCCAUCACGUAUUGCCCGUGAUGGAACAACAGCCGAACGGCGGCGCUAUUGUGUGCGUGUCGAGCAUUGCAGGCUUGCGAUACAUUGGCAAACCCCAGAUCGCGUACAACACGGCCAAGGCGGCGAUCAACCAGUUUGUGAAGGCCACAGCGGUCAUAUAUGCCAAACGAGGGGUGCGCCUGAACAGUGUCGUUCCGGGUUUGAUGGAGACGCCAUACACCAAGAGUCUGUCCACCCGCUUUGCUGUCGAGGGUGGAUACGAACAGUUCAAGAAGAUGAGAGACGACCAGGUUCCUAUGGGCAAAAUGGGAGAUGCUUGGGACGUGGCGAAUGCCGUAGUCUUCCUUGUAUCGGACGAAGCUCGAUAUAUCACGGGCCAGAAGCUAGUGGUGGAUGGUGGCAUCACAUCCUCAACUGGCCCCACGUAA
Pestalotiopsis fici W106-1 is the source of this 810-nucleotide messenger RNA. RefSeq lists its product as uncharacterized. Gene Ontology annotation, molecular function: oxidoreductase activity, acting on the CH-OH group of donors, NAD or NADP as acceptor. The coding region runs from base 1 to 810 and encodes 269 amino acids. The transcript has a single exon. The record is from RefSeq and is a predicted model, not a curated record. NCBI's taxonomy places the organism in Eukaryota, Fungi, Ascomycota, Sordariomycetes, Amphisphaeriales, Sporocadaceae.